CUAAGCCCCGCCCCCCUUAGUUACUGUUGCUACGUCCGACAACUUCUGGGCUCUGGUUUUCUGACUGGUUAUCCUAAGACUCUGGUUAGGUAUCAACAACAUGGCUUAUGCUGCGACAGCUCUUCCUGCUGAACUUUUGUCAAACUUUUAUAAAGCAGCAAAUAAAGUGUCCGAUAGGAGUAGACAAAAGGGUCUGCAAUAUGCGUUCGAAGGCUAUAUUCAGGACAUACAGGUGAAACGCAAAGAACAACAAGGCAUCCAAAUAGAGGCAAAAGCAUACCGGUCACAGUCAAAAAAUGAACCACCGCAUAUCCUACUAAUCGAGACGGAGGCUGGGACUGACAAUAUCAAGGAGCAACACUGUUCAUGCAAAGCUGGCUCCACAGGGUUUUGCGCGCACAUCAUUGGGCUUAUCCAUACCCUGGAUCUCUGCAAGGCACAACACAUAAACGCUGUGCCAGUUCAGUCCUCCACAAGCUUACCCCAACAAUGGCAUAAGCCAAGAGGUGCUAAAGUAGCACCACAGCCUGUGACAGCAGUCGUUGUGGCCAGGGCCAAGACAGAGCGAAAACGGAGACCCAUCUUCUGCCAAUACAGCAAUGACAGGGCCAUCUCUGAGGUAACAGAUCAGGAUUUAUUGUUAUUGAGACAGCUGACAGGGACACCUAUGAGCUACAUAGCAAGCAAACCCCAGAUAGAUGUAGUGAUAGGUCAGGAGAAGUACCCUCUUGGAAGUGGCUUGAGCUACCAGCUCCCACUAUUGGACAACACUUCACAAGCAUCCUCCCUAUCAAACUCCAGUGACUUCCCAGCAUUCCCUUUGCCACCACAGCCAGGCUCUUUCUGUACUGUCCUUAAUAAAGUGCAAAUGGAAAGGUUCAGUACCAUAGUAGUCUCAAAGGCUGAGGCAGAGGCACUUGAGAAAAACACCAGACAGCAGAGUAGCAACAACAUCUGGCAUCAUGUCCGGCUCUAUUAA
Alosa alosa (allis shad) is the source of this 979-nucleotide messenger RNA. RefSeq lists its product as uncharacterized. NCBI's taxonomy places the organism in Eukaryota, Metazoa, Chordata, Actinopteri, Clupeiformes, Clupeidae. The transcript has 4 exons. Bases 101 to 979 code for a protein of 292 amino acids. Gene Ontology annotation, molecular function: zinc ion binding. The record is from RefSeq and is a predicted model, not a curated record.